Nelumbo nucifera (sacred lotus) is the source of this 1602-nucleotide messenger RNA. Its product is annotated as phosphoglycerate kinase, cytosolic. The record is from RefSeq and is a predicted model, not a curated record. Gene Ontology annotation, biological process: glycolytic process; gluconeogenesis. Gene Ontology annotation, molecular function: ADP binding; ATP binding; phosphoglycerate kinase activity. Gene Ontology annotation, cellular component: cytosol. Lineage: Eukaryota; Viridiplantae; Streptophyta; Magnoliopsida; Proteales; Nelumbonaceae.
CUUAAACCACCUUUGUUUCGGUCACUACUCCGUUGUGUGAAAAUUCUCCACCGCCUUCGUCUUGUAAGUUCGACAGAUCUAUUGAUCUACGACCUGUCUCUGUGGGUUCUAUCUCGAUCUUCUGUUGCACCGUUUUUGGGUCGGUAAUGGCAACUAAGAGGAGUGUUGGUGAUCUCAAGGAGGCUGAUUUGAAGGGGAAGAAGGUUUUCGUUAGGGUAGAUCUGAAUGUUCCUUUGGAUGAAAACCUCAAGAUCACAGAUGAUACUAGGGUCAGGGCUGCUGUUCCUACCAUCAAGUAUUUGAUGGGUCAUAAAGCCAAGGUUAUCCUCUCAAGCCAUCUGGGACGCCCCAAGGGAGUCACACCCAAGUACAGUUUGAAGCCUCUUGUGCCCAGGCUAUCUGAGCUCCUUGGAAUCCAGGUUGAGAUGGCCAAUGACUGUAUCGGUGAGGAAGUCGAGAAGCUGGUGGCUGCAAUCCCAGAAGGAGGUGUUCUACUCCUUGAGAAUGUUAGGUUUUACAAGGAGGAAGAGAAGAACGACCCUGAGUUUGCGAAGAAGCUAGCUUCUCUUGCUGACCUGUAUGUGAAUGAUGCAUUUGGCACAGCGCACAGAGCACAUGCUUCCACAGAAGGGGUUACAAAGUUCCUGAAACCAUCUGUUGCCGGUUUCCUUAUGCAGAAGGAACUCGACUAUCUUGUUGGUGCUGUUGCAAACCCUAAAAAGCCAUUUGCUGCUAUUAUUGGUGGCUCAAAAGUAUCAACAAAGAUUGGGGUUAUUGAGUCUCUGUUGGAGAAGGUAGACAUCCUCUUACUGGGAGGUGGAAUGAUCUUUACCUUCUACAAGGCCCAGGGAUACUCUGUUGGAUCAUCCCUCGUAGAAGAAGACAAACUUGACCUUGCAACAUCACUUCUUGAGAAGGCCAAGUCCAAAGGGGUAUCUCUUUUGCUGCCCACUGAUGUAGUAAUUGCUGACAAGUUUGCUGCCGAUGCAAACAGCCAGGUUGUUCCAGCAUCUAGUAUUCCUGAUGGUUGGAUGGGUUUGGAUAUUGGACCAGACUCCAUCAAGACAUUCAAUGAAUCUUUGGAUACCACCAAGACAAUCAUUUGGAAUGGACCCAUGGGAGUGUUCGAAUUUGACAAGUUUGCCGUGGGAACAGAGGCAAUUGCAAAGAAGUUGGCAGAACUGAGUGGAAAGGGUGUGACUACAAUAAUAGGAGGUGGAGACUCUGUUGCUGCAGUGGAGAAAGUAGGCCUUGCUGACAAGAUGAGCCACAUCUCAACAGGAGGUGGUGCUAGCUUGGAGCUUCUCGAGGGCAAGUCGCUUCCUGGAGUUCUUGCUCUUAACGACGCAAACUGAGGCCAUUUUUCUUGCUGCUUUCGCUUUCGGUUGCGUGUGUCUGUCUUGUCUUUAGUGCUGUUGUUUGUCAGGGUUUGUUAAAGCAGCUUAGGAUGAGCACUGUAUUGUAGCGGCUGCGGAAUAUGAGAAUAUCAGGUUUAGAAUAAAAUAAGUUCGUUCAUUCCUCGAGCAUAUCAUCUGCCAUAGCACUUGGGGUGUUAAACUCUACUAAUGUUGAUCAAUGUCAAUAUAAUUUGGUUUCCUUUUA